Molecule: messenger RNA, 2977 nt
Organism: Aspergillus nidulans FGSC A4
Lineage: Eukaryota; Fungi; Ascomycota; Eurotiomycetes; Eurotiales; Aspergillaceae
Gene: chsA
Product: chitin synthase class I
Exons: 6
Coding region: 1-2757 (918 amino acids)
Cellular component (GO): cell septum; cell tip; plasma membrane
Molecular function (GO): hexosyltransferase activity; chitin synthase activity
Source: RefSeq, a predicted model, not a curated record
AUGUCCUAUAAUCGCUUGGGAGACCCCUACGGGGACGACCGCGACGCUCGUUCCCCCAUCAUGAAUCCCAGCAGCUUGAGUAACCGAUCGCCUUCGCCUGGGCGACCGCUCGACGGCUACCAGCUCUCAGAUGCGCCGUACGGACAUCACCAUCACAUAGAAAUGCCCUCGAGUGACCGAUUGGCCGAACAACCGACGUAUUCGGUCGAGAGAAUCCCGCAGUCGUAUGGCCACAACGAAGCGUAUGAAGCGCAGCACCAACAUUAUCCAGGUUACGAGUACUCGGUGGACCCCGAAGCACACCAUGACGCUUACUAUACCCAACCAUACCAGCCUACAGUUACACCGGGCCAUGACGAUUAUGACCUCGGCCAGUAUCCAGGACAUCAGCAUUCUUACCAGGAUGAUGAGCCGAUCCUCCAACCGGAAGACCCCUUUCAGGCCCAGAACCCAUACAGCGACGACUACCAGGAGGACAUGACAAUUGCCCCAACGCCUAGUCCCGCUCCGCUCCGGCGAUGGAAGACUGUCAAAGAGGUGCAACUAUUUCAAGGCAAUCUUGUUCUAGACUGUCCUAUCGCACCAAAGCUACUCAACCAAAUUCCCCAUGCGGAGAACGGCCAGCGCGAUGAAUUCACGCAUAUGCGCUAUUCCGCCGCUACUUGUGACCCUAAAGACUUCUUCGAGGAACGGUUUACCCUGCGCCAGAAGCUUUUUGCCAAACCCCGACACACGGAACUGUUUAUUGUCGUGACGAUGUAUAAUGAGGACGACUUUCUCUUCGCGAGAACGAUGGUCGGAGUAUUCAAGAACAUUGAGCACAUGUGUUCAAGGACUCGAAGCAAGACCUGGGGCAAAGAUGCCUGGAAGAAGAUUGUGGUCUGCGUCAUUAGCGACGGUCGUGCUAAGAUUAACCCGCGAACGCGCGCGGUCUUGGCUGGUCUGGGAUGUUAUCAGGAUGGCAUCGCGAAGCAGCAGGUCAACGGGAAAGACGUUACAGCGCAUAUCUACGAGUACACAACCCAAGUUGGCAUGGAGUUAAAAGGGAAUCAGGUCCAUCUCAAGCCUCGCUCGGGAGUGCCGGUGCAGAUGAUUUUCUGCCUCAAGGAAAAAAACCAGAAAAAGAUUAACUCACAUCGCUGGUUCUUCCAGGCUUUUGGCCGUGUACUUGACCCCAACAUCUGUGUCCUACUCGAUGCUGGCACGCAGCCUGGUAAGGAUUCGAUCUAUCGUUUGUGGAAGGCUUUCGAUGUUGAGCCGAUGUGUGGAGGUGCUUGUGGUGAGAUCAAGGUCAUGUUAGACCAUGGGAAGAAGUUGUUCAAUCCACUGGUCGCUGGGCAGAACUUCGAGUACAAGCUCAGCAACAUCCUGGAUAAGCCUUUGGAAUCGGCUUUUGGAUUCAUUUCUGUGCUUCCGGGUGCCUUCUCCGCCUACCGCUAUAUUGCACUACAGAACGAUAAGAACGGCCAAGGUCCGCUGGAGCGGUACUUCCUCGGUGAGAAGAUGCACGGCGCCAAUGCAGGCAUAUUUACUGCCAACAUGUAUUUGGCCGAGGACCGAAUCCUAUGUUUCGAAAUCGUUACUAAACGCAAUUGCCGCUGGCUACUUCAAUAUGUCAAAUCCUCAACUGGUGAAACUGAUGUGCCGGAUCAGAUGGCGGAGUUCAUCCUCCAGCGUCGUCGAUGGCUGAAUGGUAGUUUCUUUGCGGCCGUCUAUGCCAUUACACACUUCUAUCAGCUUUGGCGCAGCGACCACAGCUUCAUUCGAAAGUUCAUGUUGUUGAUCGAGACGAUAUAUCAGACGAUUAACAUGCUGUUCGCUUGGUUUGGCAUUGGUAACUUCUUCUUGGUUUUCCAUAUCCUCACAACGUAUCUUGGCGAUGCAGACCUCCUAGGAACUGCUGGUAAGGUCUUGGGAGUAGUUUUCGAAUGGCUCUACCUCGCAACCCUGGUGACCUGCUUCGUUCUAUCCCUGGGUAAUCGUCCUGGCGGCUCCAACAAACUAUACAUGACGAUGGUGUAUUUGUGGGUUUUCAUCAUGAUCUACCUCGCGUUCGCUGCGGUCUUCGUGACGGUGCGGUCCAUUCAAGAAGAAGUUAAGGAUGGCUCGUUUACCUUUUCGACGCUUUUCACCAAUAGCACUUUCUUCUCUAUAAUUGUCUCGCUGGGCUCGACGUACGUCAUGUGGUUCAUCGCAUCGAUUAUUUUCAUGGACCCAUGGCACAUGUUUACAUGCUUCAUUCAAUACAUCCUUCUAACCCCUACCUAUAUCAACGUCCUGAACAUCUACGCUUUCUGCAACACGCACGACAUAACAUGGGGUACGAAGGGUGAUGACAAAGCCGAGAAACUACCAUCAGCAAAUCUCAAGCCCGGUGGUAAAGUCGACGUCAACAUUCCUCAGGAUGACGGUGAUCUUAAUGCCCAGUAUGAGGCGGAGCUCAUGAAAUUCGCUCAGAAACCACCCAAGGAAAUCAAAACCAUUUCUGAGGAGGAACGUCAGGCCGACUACUACAAGGGGUUCCGGUCCUCCGUCGUUCUCGUCUGGGUAUUUUGCAAUUUUGCUCUGGGCGCUGUUGUCCUCAGCUCGGCCGGACUGGAUCGCUUCAGUGAUGACGCCGAGGCCGCGGAGACAGAUAGGAACAAUCGGGCCAUGAUUUACAUGGCCGUUGUGCUAUGGAGUGUGGCAGGUCUCUCGAUCUUUAAGUUUCUUGGUGCGAUGUGGUUUUUGGUUGUGCGAAUGUUCCGAGGUGUCUAAUCUCUUCCACCGAUCACGUAUUACCCUCCAAGCAUUUAAUGGCAGACGGUUUUUGUCGAUUCCUGCAGGUUCAGCAUAUCGCAAUGAUGAUAAAGACAAUGGCUUAUGGAACGUUAUUGUAUUCAUGUCCGAUUGAUUUCUGCCCGACCGGUUGCUGGGCGUUGAUGUGUUUAUAUGUAGACGACCGUUGAUACCUCCAAUGUACGAUUUUCUCAAUGUG